Messenger RNA from Tarenaya hassleriana, 1508 nucleotides. Its product is annotated as extensin-2-like. The transcript is spliced from 2 exons. Lineage: Eukaryota; Viridiplantae; Streptophyta; Magnoliopsida; Brassicales; Cleomaceae. The record is from RefSeq and is a predicted model, not a curated record. Gene Ontology annotation, biological process: plant-type cell wall organization. Bases 130 to 1260 code for a protein of 376 amino acids. Gene Ontology annotation, molecular function: structural constituent of cell wall.
UCUCUUCGUAACAUAAUAAACCAUUCAGAGAGAGAAAAAAAACUUGUUGUUUAAAAAAAAAGAAAGAAAGAAAGAAGUUGAUAAAGAAGCCGAGGGGCUCCAAUAAGGGCUCCACAGACGUUUUACAAGAUGGCCAAUACUAAUGGCAUAUGUCUAGUGAUGGUCAUCUUGGCAGUUUAUGCCAUGGCUGCUUCUAAUGUAUCAGCCCAAUACACUCACUAUCCAUCCCCUCCGCCUCCUCCGUAUGUUUACAGUUCGCCACCUCCUCCCCCGUAUAUGUAUAAGUCUCCUCCACCUCCUCCGUAUGUAUACAGUUCGCCACCACCUCCCCCUUACAUCUACAAAUCUCCACCUCCUCCUCCGUAUAUGUAUAAGUCUCCACCACCCCCUCCUUAUAUUUACAAAUCUCCACCUCCUCCUCCGUAUAUAUAUAAGUCUCCACCACCACCACCUUAUAUUUACAAAUCUCCACCUCCUCCUCCAUACGUAUACAGCUCUCCACCACCGCCUCCUUAUGUAUAUAAAUCUCCUCCUCCACCACCAUAUGUAUACAAAUCCCCGCCUCCUCCACCAUACGUUUACAGUUCUCCACCACCACCUCCGUAUGUAUACAAAUCUCCUCCACCACCACCAUACGUCUACAAUUCACCACCACCACCUCCAUAUGUAUACAAAUCUCCUCCUCCACCCCCAUAUGUCUAUAGUUCACCACCUCCUCCUCCUUAUGUUUACAAAUCUUCUCCUCCACCUCCAUACGUUUAUAGCUCUCCACCACCUCCUCCUUACGUUUACAAGUCCCCACCUCCUCCACCAUAUGUCUACAGUUCACCACCUCCUCCUCCAUACGUUUACAAGUCUCCUCCUCCUCCUCCAUAUGUAUACAAAUCUCCUCCUCCACCCCCAUACAUCUAUAGCUCACCACCUCCUCCUUACGUUUACAAGUCCCCACCUCCUCCACCAUACGUCUACAGCUCACCACCUCCUCCUCCUUACGUUUAUAAGUCUCCACCUCCUCCUCCUCCUUAUGUCUACAAAUCUCCUCCUCCACCGCCAUACGUCUAUAGUUCUCCACCACAUCCUCCAUAUCUUUAUAAAUCUCCUCCUCCACCGCCAUACGUCUAUAGCUCACCACCGCCUCCUCCUUACAUGUAUAAGUCUCCUCCCCCUCCUCCCUACAUUUACAAGUCUCCGCCGCCACCUCCAGUCUAUACCUAUAGCUCUCCUCCUCCUCCUCCUCCUCCUCCUCCUCCAAUUUACUAAACAUACAUACCCUCCAUGUAAGUCUUUUCCGUUUCAAAGGAAUAAUGUUUUACCGAACACCGUUUUCGUUAUGGACCAAAGCACUGUACUACUUGUCACGUGAAUCAAGAACGUUCUUGUCCGUGUGUAAUUUAUACGUUUACUUCUCGUUUGAGAAUUUGUUGUUACUCUCCAUUUAUACAUUACCAAUGUUCAAGUCGUGGUGUGUUAAAUAAAUCCAAUAAUCUUAUAUAUUGAAUUGGUUGAAA